AUGUCUGAUAUGUUGUACAAUCCUGUGUUCGGUAUAAUUUGUUCCUCUUCGUACGACCGAGUAACUAGGAGCUCUGAACGUCUAGAAGCUUACUUUGACGAAUUAAAAUCGGAAUAUCCAGAGGUAGAGCAACUAUCAGAACAUUACCAUAAAGUGACCGCUCAAAUAGAAAUGGACAAGUUAUCUGCGGUAAUAAGUUCUCCAGUGAUUCAUCACAGCAGAUUGAACAAUCAUUUCAACCAACAACGUCAGCAACUGAUGACGUACUACACAGAACGCCUUGCUGAUAUCGGAAACCAGAAAGCAAAGACCGACGUUAAUAAAGACGUCAACUGGAUAGCAGUAAAACUGAUGAAAGAGUGGUUUGACAAGAACGAACAUAGUCCUUAUCCAACGAAAAAAGACGUUAACCACAUUUCAAUGGUUGGUAAUAUAACUGAUAAGGACAUAGAGACUUGGUUCAUGUUUGAAAGGAUCCGUCGUUCUUCUGUGAAGAAAUGA
Molecule: messenger RNA, 501 nt
Organism: Mytilus californianus (California mussel)
Lineage: Eukaryota; Metazoa; Mollusca; Bivalvia; Mytilida; Mytilidae
Exons: 1
Coding region: 1-501 (166 amino acids)
Biological process (GO): regulation of DNA-templated transcription
Molecular function (GO): DNA binding
Source: RefSeq, a predicted model, not a curated record